CAGAAUCUGACAACGAAAGGCUCAGAGUCAAAGCCCGAAUCUUAUGUCAGUAUUGAGCGCGGCGGCUCUGCCAAGAAUGAAUGCAGCUUGGAGGCUUCAUUCUUGCGCUACAACAUUGUAAGCAAAGGGCAAAGAAAUCCGUGCACAUUGCACAAGCUUCGCCUCUGAUGAUUUGACUGGAGGCCUUCCCCGGCCUAAGACCUCGACGCUUCAGGAUGAAGAGAGCAGGCUUAUGGAAGGUUGCAGAGAGAUGAAGAGAAGCUUCAAGGUGCACGAGAACCUUGGAAGUCACAUGGACGACACGUUGCUUAAUGAGAGGGAAAGCAGAAUUGAUUGGUGACUUCUGCAUAGGAUCAGGCUCUGCUUUGGGGCGAGUCUUUGCGGGGCCAUCGUCCGACUCGACACCUGCUGCAAAACCAGCAAUCAAGGGUUGGCUAGAAAAACAGAGGCUACAGAACGUUUGCUGAGAAAAGGAGGCGCCAACCUAAGUAGGGGGCAGAAAUGGAUAGCCCUGAGAGGGCCCGCUCUGUCACCCCCUCAAGGGAACACAAUUACAGUCCGACAAGACCACGGUCAACCAGUCCAAUCCCUGCUCAGAGGAGUAGACUGAAGUCUACUUUUGGAGCCCAGCCGGUGUCGACCAGAGUGAACGCCCCCACUUUCGUCUUUGGAAGCUCAGACCGAGCUGCGGCAGCAAAGGUGUUCAUCGACUCGGACCACUCCAAGACGUCCGUCGGUCUCAACAGCCCGGGUCCUGUGUACGAGGUCAAGUCGUCGCUGGGCCGACAGCUGGAGUCCAAUAAGGAGUCGCCCACUUACGUCAGCUUCGGGAGUGCCAAGAGGUUUGGAAAGGCAAGAGAGCCUCGCACCGCGGGGGAUGUCCCCGGGCCCGGUCAGUACCAGGGAUCUUCGUCGAUCGGCCCCCAGGUCGACUCCCGGUUGAGGUCCCCCGAGUCGGUCGGCUUCGGGAGCAGCACACGCGACAACCAGGCCAAGGUCUUCAUGGGACCCGACUUCUCCAAGUCGUUCUUUGGGCAGGACUCCCCCGGCCCCAGCAGCUACAGCGCCAUGUCCAGCAUCGGGAGUCAGCCGCUAUCAGACCACAAAAGCCCGCCCGGCUGGAAAUUCGGCACCGCCGGUAGAUUCAAGUACGAGUUCGUAGAGCGCGCUGCGAAGACGCCCGGCGCGGGGCAGUACAACUCGAUCGGGUCGGUAGGGAAGCAGCCCCAGACGCAAAAGCAGAACGUGCCCGCCUUCAGCUUCGGAAGCUCGCAGCGGGACCAAAGGGCGAAAAUGUUCAUCUCGACGGAGCAUGAAAAGAGCCAGUACGGCACGUGCAGCCCGGGGCCGGCGUCGAACAAUCCCAAGUCUUCACUGGGCUUCCAGAUCAAUUCACGAGCGCGGAACGCGUCCGCCGUGGGUUUCGGCAAAGCGAAGAGACUGGUGUACAUGCCGACAGACACUCCAGGCCCGGGCCAAUACGAUACGUAGAUAGCACGUGCGAGCGUACUCAAGAGUAUGUCUCGUCGAAAGGACCGCGGGAUCAGCGCAUUGCAAAGGACUGAAGCGAAGAGUGGGAAUGUUUCCGGGUAGAGAGUAAUGUCGGACAGUAGAUUCGUAGGGAUAUUUAUCGCACGCGAUGGGUCUGAGCGGAAUGAUAAUUGCUUGGAUUAAAA
Messenger RNA from Klebsormidium nitens, 1676 nucleotides. NCBI's taxonomy places the organism in Eukaryota, Viridiplantae, Streptophyta, Klebsormidiophyceae, Klebsormidiales, Klebsormidiaceae. The record is from the annotation of a GenBank genome assembly.